AUGCCCGUUAGGGAGUUUAGGCAAACUGUUUAUGAGAAUUAUGAGGUUGAGAUUUCUAAAUGGGUGGCUAGAAAAACAAGAGCCAAGACUAUACAGCUUAUUAAGGGGUCUGCAGAGGUACAAUACAAGAAAAUUUGGGAAUAUUGCAAUGAGAUAAAGAAGACACGUGAGGGAAGUAUUAUGGAGGUCAUGUUUACCCCAUUCAGACUGCCUACAAGUAAUCCAAGAUUCAUGCGACUAUACUGCUGCCUUAGGCCACUUAAGCAAGGCUUUAAGGAUGGUUGUAGGCCUAUUAUAGGCUUAGAUGGAUGCCAUCUAAAAGGCACUUAUCCAGGACAAUUACUUACUGCUCUUGGAGUGGACCCUAACAAUGGUUAUUGGCCAAUUGCAUGGGCAGUUGUGGAGAAAGAAGCCACAGAACAAUGGAAAUGGUUUCUGAAGUUGUUGAGAGACGCGUCGAAAGAGGGAUUUUGGAAUAUUGCAUAUUGUACUACAUCUGAGCACUUCAAUGAGGCAAUGUCAAACCUGGAGACGUAUGACAAGGAAGCACAUAGCUGGGUGAAAAAGGCACCUCAUCCUCGGCAUUGGUGCAAGACAUUUUUUCCAACUCAUACCAAAUGUGAUAUACUAGUCAAUAACCUUUGUGAAUCUUUCAAUGCUCAUAUCCUUGAAUUCAGAGAUCAUCCUAUAAUUUCACUACUGGAGACUAUCAGAGAAUAUAUUAUGGAUAGGAUUCAACAAAGAAAGGCAGCCAUGGAGAAAUGUAAAGGUCCUAUUGGACCAUUGCCCACCAAAAUUGUUGAUGAGAGGGUGAAGCGUUCAACUCACUGGAAUCCUAUUUGGAAUGCUGCUGUUGCAGCAAUUCAUAGGAAUAAUGGAAAUUCUUAUAACGAAGUUGAAGGUUGCUACAAUGCAGAUCUAUUUUUGAAGAUAUAUUGUAAUAUCUUCGAACCAAUUAGUGGUGAAAUUUUAUGGCCCCCAUCCAUCAUGUCUAUAUUGGACCCACCACUCACUGUUGCUCAACCUGAGAGGCCAAGAAAGGCUCGAAAGAGAGACAUCACAAAAGGAAAAAAUCAUGGUAGAAAACUGAGAAGGAGAAUUGUUAUACAUUGUAGAAAGUGUGGAAAGGUAGGUCACAAUACAGCUACAUGCUGCAAAGAAGGGUCUACUCAAUCUAAUCAAGUAGAAGAGGAUACUGAUAUUGGUGUACAUACUCCACAGGGUGCAGAAAAUUCUAAAAGUCCAAAGUCUUCUACGAGGCCAUCUAAAAGGCAGACUGUUAGAAAGGACCAGUAA
Molecule: messenger RNA, 1296 nt
Organism: Coffea eugenioides
Lineage: Eukaryota; Viridiplantae; Streptophyta; Magnoliopsida; Gentianales; Rubiaceae
Exons: 4
Coding region: 1-1296 (431 amino acids)
Source: RefSeq, a predicted model, not a curated record